Messenger RNA from Acaulospora morrowiae, 1068 nucleotides. The record is from the annotation of a GenBank genome assembly. NCBI's taxonomy places the organism in Eukaryota, Fungi, Glomeromycota, Glomeromycetes, Diversisporales, Acaulosporaceae.
AUGGCAGAAUAUAAAGGUGCUUCAUCAGAAGGUCAACGACAGGCCAUGCUGGAGAAGAAAAGGGCGAAAAUGUUAAGCGAUUUCGAAAAGCAACGUGAAAAAAUCGCUAAAGUGACAAUUAAAGCUCAUCGAUCAUUUAUUUUAUCAUUUAAGGACAAUCAAGUCAACAUAACUACUAGUAAAUUUGUCACGCAAUACGACGAUGUAGAGGAUUCGUUAAAAAAAGAGACGAUUGGUUUGGUCAAGCUUGAAGAUUUUCAGAAAAUUCGAAAGGAAUUGCAAGUUCAGAAAGAGAGAGAGGCUGCUAGAACUGCAGAACUAAAAGACGACAAGAUUAAAAAGAAACGAAAGAAAAAGGAAAAGGUUAAAUUAUCAUUUUAUCUGGAUGAUGCAGAAGAUGAUCAAAUAGAUGAUGACAGCGCUAUUAAAAAUGGAAGCACCAUUAAUACUAUAGAUUCCGAGAACAAAAAUGAUAAUGUCGAAGAAAAAACAGAAUCCCUAUCUCCACCGAAGAAGAGACCCAAAUUAGGUAAAAAUCCCAAUGUUGAUACUUCGUUUUUGCCUGAUAGAGAUAGAGAGGAGGAGGAGCGUAAAGAAAGAGAAAAGUUGCGACUAGAAUGGUUGCGAAAACAGGAAGAAAUAAAAGAGGAAAAAAUAAGUGUUACAUAUUCAUAUUGGGAUGGUACUGGUCAUCGUAAAACUGUUGCGUGCAAGAAAGGCGAUUCAAUCGCCGACUUUCUAGAAAAAUGUCGACUACAGUUUCAUGAAUUGCGCGGAGUAAGCGUAGAUAAUCUUAUUUAUGUAAAAGAGGACCUGAUCAUUCCCCAUCAUUACACGUUUUAUGAUUUUAUUAUCAACAAAGCAAGAGGAAAAUCGGGACCAUUGUUUAACUUUGAUGUUCACGAUGAUAUUCGCUUGACACAUGACGCUACAGUUGAAAAGGAUGAGUCACAUGCAGGUAAGGUUGUUGAAAGGAAUUGGUAUGAAAAAAAUAAACACAUUUUCCCUGCGAGUCGAUGGGAAGUUUACGAUCCGGAGAAAAAUUAUGGAAAAUAUACAAUCAAAUAA